Molecule: messenger RNA, 476 nt
Organism: Temnothorax curvispinosus
Lineage: Eukaryota; Metazoa; Arthropoda; Insecta; Hymenoptera; Formicidae
Exons: 2
Molecular function (GO): nucleic acid binding
Source: RefSeq, a predicted model, not a curated record
AUGUACAGCGAUAAUGGCACGAACUUUCGGGGUGCGGAUCGCAAGCUACAAUGCAGCUUUCGCUUGCUUAUGAACGACCCUUCCCUCAAAGAAAUCCUCGCGAAUGACGGUGUGAAAUGGCAUUUUGUGUCCCCGGCGGCACCACAUUUUGGCGGGCUUUGGGAGGCUGGCGUUAAAAGUUUUAAGCACCACCUCAAGCGGAUAGAGGCGUGCCUCAACUCUCGACCGAUUUCGCCCCUCAGCGACGAUCCGUCCGACUUUACCGCGUUGACGCCUGGUCAUUUCCUCAUCGGUCGACCGCUCACCAGCCUACCGGAGGAAUCAUUGCUCGAAAUCAAUGCGAAUCGGUUGUCGCGAUGGCAACACGUGCAACUCAUGGUCGAACAGAUCUGGCGUUCUUGGUCGUUGGACUACUUACAUUCAUUGCAACAGCGCGUCAAAUGGACCGAAUCUCACGAUAAUCUCAAGGUUGACGA